CGAGACUGAAGGCUACUACAUUAACAAUGGGUCAAAAUCUCGCUGGGAUCAUGCGCCUGUAGACCUUGCGACUGGCCUUCGCAGAGUAGGGUGCGCGGGGGUGAAAGGCGUCUAUGGUGGGCUUCACGGAAAAUACGUGCUGCGGGCUACCGACGGAGUCCACAUCAAGGGACUGGCCUCUGGGCUUCAAGCCAAAGACCUCAAGCUCUACGCUUCUGGCGGUAGUGGAAGCUGGUGGUCUCAGUACGUGGGCGGGCGCACCGUUUGGGGGGAUCUGCACGCGACCCUCAGUAAGAAACUUGGCGAAGUGGGGGGAGCGAACGUCAAAACAUUGUCGCUCGGCAAAGAGGCGAAUAGCUGGGCAAUAACUUUUACGAGGAACGGAACGCACUGCUUAGCGUGGAAUAACGUUCCAGCCGGCCUGGCCGAACUUCUCAGGUCAAGAAGCGAUGCUGUGGACAUUGUUUUGAGCCCUUGGAACCACGAACACUACUUCGUUCUCUUUCGCGAUGGAAGUUAUCGGUACAAUUUGCCAAAGGCUUGGCUCAACGCCGAGAAUAAAAUGUUAUGAGGUGUUUUUUAGUAUAUAUCUAGGUCAUUAAUUCAUGUCAAGGCUUUUCAGUUCUUCGUUAUCCGGUCUAAUAGAAACAAUCGUUCCUCUC
Molecule: messenger RNA, 662 nt
Organism: Laccaria bicolor S238N-H82
Lineage: Eukaryota; Fungi; Basidiomycota; Agaricomycetes; Agaricales; Hydnangiaceae
Exons: 6
Coding region: 114-368 (84 amino acids)
Source: RefSeq, a predicted model, not a curated record